This is a messenger RNA of Ruditapes philippinarum (Manila clam), 986 nucleotides long. RefSeq lists its product as uncharacterized. The transcript is spliced from 4 exons. The coding region runs from base 653 to 961 and encodes 102 amino acids. The record is from RefSeq and is a predicted model, not a curated record. NCBI's taxonomy places the organism in Eukaryota, Metazoa, Mollusca, Bivalvia, Venerida, Veneridae.
UGUUUUGCUCUCAAGGAAACAUUUGAAUGCUAUUAAAGUUAACUUAUAUAAAAUUUAGAUCAAUAAUUUUAAACUUGUUCAAUUUAUGACAUGCUUUAUUUGUUAGACAUUUAAUGAGAGUACACGGUUAACACACGAUAAUUGUGAAAGUGUAAAAAUAGUGAAAUAGAUCGGAUUUUGUUUUGAGGGAAUUAAUAUUAGUUUAAUUACAGUUCAUGUUUCAUAAUUGCAUAGAUUAAGGCUGUGUUUUGUCCUAUAUAGGUGUACAUAUGUCUAGCCCUAGAAAAUAACAAAAUAAGAAAGAAUGUAUUUUUUUCGUAAUAUUUAUAGACCACUAAUCUUUUUGCAAAAUUUCUGAUAACUUACGCUUUUUCAGUUUAUUCCGAAGUAAAUUUCUUCACUAUCUUUGCAUAUAUUUCUGUUUAAAAUACCCAAGCUCAUUUAUGUAAGAAAUUCAAAUAUUAUGUUUUUAGGCUUUUAAACCUCAGUGGAGUCCCUUUAAUGUUGAAAUUGUUGAAAAACAGUCUGAACGAUGGACAUUGCCGACAUUAUUACAAAACUUGAUGGCACUCCGAAAAACAUGUACGAUCUCGGCUUUUAAACCUUAGUGGAGUCCCUUUAAUGUUGAAAUUGUUGAAAAACAGUCUGAACGAUGGACAUUGCCGACAUUAUUACAAAACUUGAUGGCACUCCGAUAAACAUGUACGAUCUCGAUAAGGAUUUUGAUCGGUGGGUACAUACAGAACGAGAAAUUAUAAUUACACAUUGCUCCCCAGAUAGUUUGAUGGCAGAACAAAUGAAAGCAAAAGACACGGUUUAUGCAAUUACACGGUAUGUAAGAGGCAGAGUUCUCCUAUUAGCAAAUGCAAGUUACCAAGCAUUGCGACUUUUUAAAGAUCUUUUCACGCAGAUGAACUAUACUGUCAGAAUUGAAACAGGAAAAUCUGAAGAGGUAACAUAAAUACGCCAUUUAACACUAGAAUACA